GAGCCUGAGCUCGAGUCGAACUCCGUGUGGAGGGAUUUGGAGGAGAAGGUCCUGCGAAAGGCGCCAGAGUCUUCCAGCUCAGUUAGAUCAGAGGAGCCAGAUAUUUUGACAAAACUAUCACCCCACGAGCUGUCUCAGAGACUGCAAAGCUACCUCAAGACCCGGCCCCCGGCCCUGGACGCGGAGCUGCGGGUGUUGGAUCAACUGCUCACGGAAAAGUUCCGGCGCCUGAGGAGGAUAUGA
Symbiodinium necroappetens is the source of this 243-nucleotide messenger RNA. The record is from the annotation of a GenBank genome assembly. NCBI's taxonomy places the organism in Eukaryota, Dinophyceae, Suessiales, Symbiodiniaceae.